This is a messenger RNA of Rhodofomes roseus, 1273 nucleotides long. RefSeq lists its product as uncharacterized. The record is from RefSeq and is a predicted model, not a curated record. The transcript has 2 exons. The coding region runs from base 253 to 924 and encodes 223 amino acids. NCBI's taxonomy places the organism in Eukaryota, Fungi, Basidiomycota, Agaricomycetes, Polyporales, Fomitopsidaceae.
AAGACGUUCGGUGCGUCGCUUGCGCGAGGGUGAAUUCAUAGUGGUCGAGACAUUGGGAGCGCGUUGGCAGAGGGCCGGGAAGAAGGCAGUCAUGCUGGAAGCGUGCUUUCAUACGUAGACGUAAGCACCGCAAGGGGUGGCUUCGAGGCGAUCGCGUUAUCUGCGAGGGUUGGCGGUGAGAACGGCGCAUCAGGCCGCGUGCGAUGGGACGAGAGACGGCAGUCACAGCGACGUUCCUGCGCCACCAGAGGCAUGUGGUGGCGGGAGGAGGUAUGGCCCAAUAUGGCUAGGUGGCUGUGGCGGGGAAAAGGUGAGAAGGCCGACAGCUUCUUCGGCAUCCGGAUAUGGACGCAGCUUGGCAGCAUAUGGGCGGCUUCCGGACCGGCGAUCGCUUUUCGAACGCGCCCAACGCGUCAGUUGUGGCGUCCCAAUGGCGUCAGCCUGCCAGACAGGGUUCCUGGCCCUGGCCGCUUAGCAACGCUGCGCCGCGGACGCGAGCGGCGGCGGUGCGGGGGCGAGCGCGACGACGAGCAGCGGGCUCCGAGCAGUGUGCAGGGGCGAAGAUACGGCGGGCACCGCUGCGGUCAAGAUCGCUCGCGAGCAAGCUGGGUGAUGGCGGCAUAUGGAGAAGGGAGGGACGCGUGUGAUUGGCUACCGACAGGGCGGCCCGGACGUGCUGGCAACCGCGCCUGCAGACGAACGUGUCGCGGAAAACAGUUUGCAGCCACCGCGUCGUCCGAGCGGACUGCUAUAUGCACCUCUAGCUGCCCCCUACGCUGCUGCUCGCCCUGCGCUCUGCCUGGGCGGUCCUCGACCUCCGGUGUCUCGUGUAUCGUUUUAGACUGCCUCGUAUAUUUACACCCAACAGGGGCACCCCGUCGCUCCACGCCGUGCAAGCCGCCCCGACGAGCUGCGAGUCUAUAGACCAUACAGUACACACCCCGCCCUCGCGCCUCGCGUUCGCAUUUGACCUCACCAGCACGUCGGGCCCCGUCUGAUUGCGCACGACGAGAAGCACGGCGAGAUCUGCUGGGACGCUCUAUCUCUGCUGCCUGCAGUUAUCUGCCACGGCCCCAAUCACACAGCCAGCCUCCGCCCGAACGCACGGGCUGACAGAUCCCCUCGCUGUCUUUCCCGCCUUUGCUAAUUUCUCUCCUCGGGUCUGUGCCGCCCCGCAUUCCAUCCAUCCCCGCGCACGCUUCCUGUUGCCCCUUCAUCUCCACUCCCACCUCCAGGUACUUUCUUUCCCUCCGCAUUUUUAGUUCCUUUUUCC